Messenger RNA from Babesia ovata, 1038 nucleotides. RefSeq lists its product as uncharacterized. The transcript has a single exon. NCBI's taxonomy places the organism in Eukaryota, Apicomplexa, Aconoidasida, Piroplasmida, Babesiidae. The coding region runs from base 1 to 1038 and encodes 345 amino acids. The record is from RefSeq and is a predicted model, not a curated record.
AUGCCAUGUUUGACACCAUUAGGCUUUAGAGCCUUUUCUGGGUCAACGAAAACUGGCCGCGAUUUAUGUGAGAUUAUAAAGGAAAUUCUUGAUCGAUGUGAAUCUCUCAUCGAUCUUUUGCCUGGGCCCCAAACCUCCAGUUACCCUUCCAGAGCACUUCGGUUUGCUUUGUCGCUUGUCGGUCAAUGGGCUGAUACUUCUAGGUAUGGCGUCGGCAGCCUUCAAACUUCAAUUGAAUCCACAAUUAAGGACAAGUCCAUCGCACUUUAUGAUCCGCCGACAGAGCUUAUGAACGCUCUCACCAACGCUUAUGGGCAUGGCAUAGACAACCAUGAAGAAUGUGAUGACACGCAUAUCACUAGUCUCACAUCGUCUGGUACGUGCAACAGCAAGAACACCCACAGCGCUCCCUAUCUGUCGCCUCUUUGCUCGAUGCGCACUACAAAUACCUUGCCCAACAAAAAUGCUGGUCUGUAUCUGUCCGUGGAUUGCAUAUCUCCCAUGGGUAUUUCACAAUACCUCCGAAUGUUGCUUGAUGCUUUCAAGAACAUCUUCUGCCACGAAUGGGGGUGCCACGUAUGUUUCUAUAACGAUAAGUGCAAAAAAGGAAAGCACGGUGAAUCGGAGCAUCCGUGUCAAUGCAGUUCCAUAGCAAAAUGCAAGGGUGUUGCACCAACUCUAUAUAGUUACGGAUUCACAUUUAACGAUGUGCUUUCAUUGAACGCAUCGAAGUUUGCAACAAAAUGCUCUGACUUCCAACAACAGUUGAGCAAAGUAACAAAAUCCAACUAUUUCACAGAGUUAUUUAAACACUGUGAUGAACUACUCUGGAAAAUCAGAGAACCUUUCUCCCAGACAUUAUUAGCCCUCUGGUCGCUCUCGCUCCUGUACCUGCUGCACAUCACCGUCGUCCGCCUCGACGUGCUGAGGAUACGCUCCCACCUGAGAUCACCCUCAAGCCACCGCAUCGCCGCGCAGUCCCUACUCGCCGCCGCACGCGUCAAGGCACUCGCCAACGUCAAGUACUUCUCACCAUAA